This is a messenger RNA of Miscanthus lutarioriparius, 1098 nucleotides long. Lineage: Eukaryota; Viridiplantae; Streptophyta; Magnoliopsida; Poales; Poaceae. The record is from the annotation of a GenBank genome assembly.
AUGGCGGUAGUCUCGCGGUCCAGGAGUCGCGCCGUCCCCGCGGCGCUGCUGCUGCUGUUGAUCCUGGCGGUGGCUUCGGCGGCCGCGGUGGGCGUGGCGGCCAAGACGAACGGCCACGACGUCGCGGAGGAGAGCAACAAGGAGGAGGGGGCGUGGACGGGCUGGGCCAAGGACAAGAUCUCCGAGGGGCUGGGGCUCAAGCACCACGCCGACGUCGACGAGGAGGAGGCCGCGCGCAAGGCCGGCCACACCGUCAAGUCCGCGCGCGAGUCCGCCCAGCACACCGCCUCCGGUGGGGAAGAAGGCGGACGACGCGAAGAGGCGGCGCGGGAUGCCGCGGCGGGCGCGUCGAACAAGGCCGGACAAGCCAAGGACCAGGCCAAGGAGACGGUGAAGGGCGCGGCCGGCGAGGCGUCCAGUAAGGCGGAGUACGCCAAGCAGAAGACCAAGGAGGCCGCCGAGGCGGCGAGCGAGCGCGGCGCCGAGGCGCACGAGCGGUCGAAGCAGGGCAAGGCCAAGGUCGAGGAGAAGGCCCGAGAGAAAGCCGGGCAGGGGUACGAGAGCGCCAAGGACGCGGCCGGCAAGGCGCAGGAGACGCUGCGGCAGACCACGGACGCGGCGGCGGAGAAGGCCUGGGCGGCCAAGGACGCCGCGUGGGAGACGACGGCCGCCGCGAAGGAGAAGGCCGAGGCGGCCAAGGACGCGGCGUGGGAGAAGGCGGAGGCGGCCGGCAAGAAGGCGCAGGAGUCGAAGGAGGCCGCCAAGGGGAAGGCCACGGAGAAGGCGGCGUCGGCCAAGGACUUGGCGUGGGAGACGGUGGAGGCGACCAAGGAGAAGGCCAGCGAAGGGUACGAGAGGGUGAAGGAGAAGGCGCGGGAGUCGGCGGACACAGCCAAUGAGAGGCUGGAGGAGGUGAAGGGAGGGUCGCCGGCCCCAGCGCCGACGCCGACGCCGACGGCAAGGGGAAGCACCGGAGGGCGGACGCGUACAAGUACCGGUCGGAGGAUGAGCUGUGAAGCUGAUGAAUUCAGUGUCGAGGAUGUUUUCAGCGUGUUGAAAUCUCUAGUUUUUUCACACGGAUCUGUACACUCUUUUUAG